Gossypium arboreum is the source of this 2183-nucleotide messenger RNA. RefSeq lists its product as uncharacterized. Gene Ontology annotation, molecular function: starch binding. The record is from RefSeq and is a predicted model, not a curated record. Gene Ontology annotation, cellular component: chloroplast stroma; starch grain. The transcript is spliced from 4 exons. Gene Ontology annotation, biological process: starch metabolic process; regulation of starch metabolic process. The coding region runs from base 159 to 1868 and encodes 569 amino acids. Lineage: Eukaryota; Viridiplantae; Streptophyta; Magnoliopsida; Malvales; Malvaceae.
AAUAUAAACCUAAAAAAACUGUAAAAAUCUCACAAAAUCACGCGCUAACUUCAAAAAGAGAGUCCCAAGUCCCAACGUUCUAUAUCUUCGCUCACGCAGUUCCGAAUUCAUUUCCGAUCCACUUUCAUUUCACUCUCCCAAGAAUAAACACCACAAAUAUGGCUUCUCUCUCACGCGCCACUCUACGCGCCUCCACUCCUCUCCCUCCCGACCACCAUAAACGCGCGCUCAUUGCCGCGCCAAAAUCAGUUUACCAAAGGAUUUUUAGGAGGAGCAGGACGAGCUUGACGGUUGUUAGAGCCGUUGAUGGCGACAAUUCGUACCUCGGUAUGUGGAGGAAAGCUGUGGAGAGGGAAAAGAAGGAAGCCGAGUUUCAAAAGCUCACUCAAAAUUUGGCUAAGACUGACGAUGAUAGCGGCGGCGGGAAUGGCGAGAAGAAAGAGGUUAUAGAGAAGAAGAGCAAGGAGUUCCAGAAGAUUCUGGAAACUCCGAAGGAAGAAAGGGAUCAGAUUCAGAGAAUGCAAGUAAUUGAUCGUGCCGCGGCGGCGAUUGCGGCAGCUCGCUCUCUUAUCGGGAACAAGGAUUCUUCGAGAAAGGAUGAUUCCAACAACAAAAAUCGCAACUCAAUUAGAGUUCAAGAAGAUGGAAAGCAGGAUGGGAGCAUUUUUGUUACUCGACCUGAAAAUUCAGGAAAUGGGACACCUGGUCCAGAUUUUUGGUCCUGGACACCUCCUUCAAGUAAUGAUCAAAUUUCAGAUGAAGUGGAUGUGUUGCAGGCUGCUAGACAAACUUCGGAGUAUCCAAUUUCUAGCAAUCCAGUUCUAGAGAAAGAGCGGUCCGUUGGCAUUCUCUCUAUUCCUUUUGAGAGUAAAGCUUACGAGACCACCCGCAAUCUUCCACCGUUUCAGUCACUUCUAGAAGUUGAUAAAACAAAAGCAUCUGAGGUUGAUGUAGACGAGAUUUCUGUAAAAGAGGAACGUGACCUUGAAGUUGAAUUUUCUGCGCAUGCUGCAGAAGCAGCUGAUGCCCUUCAUAAGGCCAAAGAAUUAUCAUCUCAAGGAGUCAAUCAAGAUGGAACAAGAUGGUGGAUUGAAACGGGAAUCGAGCAAAGGCCUGAUGGUGUGAUUUGCAGGUGGACAAUGAUCAGGGGUGUUAGUGCUGACCAAGCUGUUGAAUGGCAAGAAAAGUACUGGGAGGCUUCUGAUGAGUUCGACUACAAGGAACUAGGUUCUGAGAAAUCAGGACGUGAUGUUUUCGGGAAUGUUUGGAGUGAAAGGUGGAGAGAAUCAAUGUUGCAGGAUAGUGGGCUUGCACAUCUUGAAAAAACUGCUGAUAAGUGGGGAAAGAAUGCUAAUGGCGAGGAGUGGCAAGAAAAAUGGUGGGAACAUUAUGAUGCAUCCGGAAAAUCUGAGAAAUGGGCUGACAAGUGGUGCAGCAUUGACCCAAACACGCCCCUUGAGGCUGGUCAUGCUCAUGUCUGGCAUGAAAGGUGGGGUGAACAAUACGAUGGAUAUGGUGGCAGUGUGAAAUACACCGAUAAGUGGGCGGAACGCUGCGAAGGUGAUGGUUGGUCAAAAUGGGGUGACAAGUGGGACGAACAUUUUGACAACAAUGGGCGUGGUGUAAAGCAAGGAGAAACAUGGUGGCAAGGAAAGCAUGGAGAUCAAUGGAAUCGCACAUGGGGUGAGGAACACAACGGCUCGGGAUGGGUUCACAAAUAUGGAAAGAGUAGCAGUGGGGAGCAUUGGGACACACACGUGGAACAAGAGACCUGGUACGAGAGAUUCCCACACUAUGGUUUUUAUCACUGCUUUGACAAUUCCGUGCAGCUACGAGAGGUUAAGAAGCCAUCAGAGAUGUCCGAAUAAUAAACAAUUUUCCAUACCAAGGUAAAAUUUAUUUAAUAAGUAGUCAUAGUUCCUUAUGCAGAAACUACUAUUUAAAAGAAAAAUAAGCUUGCUGAAGUUUGUAUAUAGACUAGCAUCUUGAGUUGGACGCCGACUUUAAUCCAAUUGCUUCAUGUAGUUCAUGUAGUCACUAUUAAAAGGGUGUCAUCUAACAAGUUCGAGAUUCGAAUUUCGGUAUCCGCGACUCUUACUCUAUCCUAGUUCAUGAUUUGACUGUUGGAAGCCUCUAUUACUUACAUAUGGAAGUGAUUUUAUUUCUCUUUUCUUUCUUCCCAA